CCGAACCACCCCUAAUCAUCCCUGUUUUGAGCCAGUUCCCUUGCGACUGGUGCCUCGAGUCGAACGAGUGCGUCGACGGAAAGUUGACGGAGGACAAAUGCCGACAACAGAACUUCAUCAAUGGCAUCGCGCGCAAAGGCCAAUCCUCCCGCCAGGGCCCCAACCACUGCCCCUACAUCAAGGCCCCGCACGGCAAGAUGUUCGUCGGGGUCGGGGAGAAACGGAACGUCUCCGUGAAGGUGGCCAACCUCGAACCGUCCGAUCAUGCAGUUCCGAUGCUCAUUCCGCAUCGGGCAACGCUAUACGAGAAGCGAGGCACGCACUUUGUUGAUGACGACACCAGUCUUUUCUAUUUCAGCUGCGAUGAGAUGCGCUUCAACCAGCCCGAGCUGAAGAUGAUCAGCGGCACCGCCCCGUGGACUUUGCAG
Molecule: messenger RNA, 428 nt
Organism: Mesorhabditis spiculigera
Lineage: Eukaryota; Metazoa; Nematoda; Chromadorea; Rhabditida; Rhabditidae
Source: the annotation of a GenBank genome assembly